CCACCGGGUCCUUCCCUCAGUGAACUGUUUCCUUUGUUCCCUCAGGACCAAGUAGAUCACUUGCUGGCUCUGAAGGUACGAGUGAGUUCCCUGAACUCUAAACUCUCAGCACAGGAGAAAAAGGAGCUGCUCUCUGAUCUAGAGCGAGAAAAGCCAGAGACCAAACUUCUGUACAUUACGCCAGAGAUGGCGGCUUCGGCCUCUUUCCAGCCCACGCUGAACUCACUGGUGUCCCGUCACCUGCUCUCCUACCUGGUGGUGGACGAAGCUCAUUGUGUUUCUCAGUGGGGGCACGACUUCCGUCCUGACUACUUGCGUCUGGGUACCCUCCGUUCCCGCCUGGCGCAUGCCCCGUGUGUAGCUCUGACUGCCACAGCCACCCCGCAAGUCCGAGAGGAUGUAUUUGCUGCCCUGCACCUGAAGCCGCCAGUUGCCACCUUCAAGACUCCCUGCUUUCGGGCCAACCUGUUCUAUGACGUGCAGUUCAAAGAGCUGCUUUCUGAUCCCUACGGGAACCUGCGGGACUUCUGCCUUAAGGCUCUUGGACAGAAAGCUGGUAAAGGGUUGCUGUCCGGCUGCGGCAUUGUCUACUGCAGGACCAGAGAGGCUUGCGAACAGCUGGCCACGGAGCUCAGUUACAGGGGACUGAGUGCCAAGGCUUACCAUGCAGGGCUGAAGGCUUCCGAAAGAACACUGGUGCAGAAUGAGUGGAUGGAGGAGAAGGUCCCUGUCAUUGUUGCAACCAUUAGUUUUGGGAUGGGAGUGGACAAAGCCAAUGUCAGGUUUGUCGCUCACUGGAAUAUUGCCAAGUCUAUGGCUGGGUACUACCAAGAGUCUGGCCGGGCAGGCAGGGACGGGAAGCCUUCCUGGUGCCGUCUCUAUUACUCCAGGAACGACCGGGACCAAGUCAGUUUCCUGAUCAGGAAGGAAGUAGCAAAACUCCAGGAAAAGAGAGGGAACAAAGCGUCUGAUAAAGCUGCUAUCCUGGCCUUUGAUGCCCUGGUGACCUUCUGUGAAGAACUGGGGUGA
Messenger RNA from Enhydra lutris kenyoni (northern sea otter), 1029 nucleotides. RefSeq names its product ATP-dependent DNA helicase Q5-like. The annotation marks the transcript as partial. The transcript has 5 exons. The record is from RefSeq and is a predicted model, not a curated record. Gene Ontology annotation, molecular function: ATP binding; nucleic acid binding; 3'-5' DNA helicase activity. Gene Ontology annotation, biological process: double-strand break repair via homologous recombination. Gene Ontology annotation, cellular component: cytoplasm; chromosome. Lineage: Eukaryota; Metazoa; Chordata; Mammalia; Carnivora; Mustelidae.